AUGUCUCGCUUGGCAUUCGUUCUUUUCACCCAUGCGGUGCUGUCUCAGUUUGGAGAUGUGAUGAUGGCUUGCUUGAAUCUACUAAAUGUUCCCAUCAGGAAGAUCUUCAACGAAAGUAUUUCCUCCUCUUAUAAUCUCAACCACAAACAGCUCGAACUGAUCUACUCUGUUUCUGCUUCCACGAUGAUGAUUGGUGUGUUGGUAGGAUUUUUGAUAAUAAGUCGACUUAUGGAAGUGCUUGGAGCGAAGGAUACAGCUAUAACAGUGAGAUGUUCUCUUGGAAUAAUUGGAUCUGCCUCGAUGGUGCUGUCUUUUAUCACCCGACGGUUCGAAUUUUUCGUGCUAGGACAUUUCCUAAGCGGUGUCGUGUCUGCUCUCAAGGUUGCCCUGUUUAUUUACGUUGCUGACUGCAGUCCUGACAAAAGGAGAGGUCCAGCCUCGAUGAUGGUGAACUCAGGAGGAGUGCUAGCGGUGCUCGUAGCAACACCUGCUUGUAUGCCGAACUUGCUCGGUUCAGACAGCUCUUGGUUUAUUCUGCCCAUGUUUUGCGCCGUAAUGGCUGCUGCACAUUUGCUCAUCGCUGGACGCUUUCCCAAAAGUCCUAAGGAUUUGUACAUCAAGGAGCGCAACGAAAAAGAAGCGAGAGCUGCAUUGGACUUCUUCUACGAGGACCAUCACGACAUCGAUGGUGCUAUAGCAAAAAUGGGAGAGGAAAAAUCACACGAAAAUUGUCAAUCUAUGUCACUUAGAGACAUCAUGGCCGACAAAACAUCAAGAAACUCUCUGAUCAUCGUCCUUCUCUGUGCUUUGGUACCAGCAUUUUCUGCAUUGAAUGUUAAACUACAGUAUCUGAUGUCAUUGUUGAUCACAUUCGGACUGUCACAGGGAGAGGCUACCAUGGCGCUGACAUUUAUCAGUGCCAUCGCCGCUCCAAUUUGUUUUAUUGCACCAUGGUUGAUCGAGCGUUUUGGAAUUCGCAAAAUGUUUGUGAUGAUAACAAUGCUGUGCUCACUGGAAUGGAUUGGAUUAGGUGUGGCGCAAGUAUUCGUUGAUUGCAAUACACAGCACGUGAUAUCCUCGGUAAGCGCCAUUGCUGGUGCAACACUUGGACAGUGCGCUUUCAAUCUUGGUCUGCUCGUCAUGUCGCCGGUGAUGAUUUCAGAAGUCUGUCAUUACAGCAAUAGACCUGCUAUAACCCAGUUCACGCAAAUUCUACCACUGGCGUUUGCGGUCGUAGAGGUUGCCGCUUUUCCUACUCUCAAAUCAUACUUGGGUGGCAUACUAUACAUCUUUUUCUCAUCUUGCUGUGCAAUGCUGGCUGUGCUAAUGUUCAAAAAGUUGCCGCACAAGUCUCAUUAA
This is a messenger RNA of Cylicocyclus nassatus, 1359 nucleotides long. NCBI's taxonomy places the organism in Eukaryota, Metazoa, Nematoda, Chromadorea, Rhabditida, Strongylidae. The record is from the annotation of a GenBank genome assembly.